This is a messenger RNA of Camellia sinensis, 561 nucleotides long. The record is from RefSeq and is a predicted model, not a curated record. NCBI's taxonomy places the organism in Eukaryota, Viridiplantae, Streptophyta, Magnoliopsida, Ericales, Theaceae.
AUGCCGAUGGCAAUUGAGGUUAGGGCCAUUGCUGGCUUGAUAGGGCUUACAGAGGCUGAAUGGGGUCAAGUCAGGCGUGAUUUCCUACAGGAAUUGCACACACACGUAGACCAUUACACUCAUCUAUAUGGUUCACACGACAGGAUUGAAGAGCUGACCCAUAUUCUAUCAUACUUUGAGCCCAAUCCAGGGUAUCACCGUUGGAUGACUAUGCCUGACAUGGGUCAUCUUAUUGCAUCUUGUUAUAAUGUGGUAUUUUACCACUUAUCUGCACAACAAUGCCUUACUUUCCUCCCCCUACGAUCAGUGCCAAUAUCACAACUUCAAUGGCGUGAGAUUGCUAUUGGGUUUGUUAAUGGGAAUCAUUUUGUCCAGCUGUGUCAAUGUAGGAGUUCAUGUCAUCCAGUUCCACCAAUAGCUACCAAUUGGUGCAAGUUUCAUCAUUCUUGUGCAGCUGGAUGGGAUACUGCAUAUAAUCGCCGAAUUGAGCAUUUUAAAGAAGUUGUUCAUUCAAGGGCAGCUACUAGAGAGAUAUUUGAUUGUGUUAACCUUGAUGAGUAA